AUGGCUUUAUUUCUUGCCAUGUUGCUUGGAUAUACAACUAUUCUUGUAGCGGAUGUCGUCAACGAUACUCCAGUAAUAAAGACAGAUUUGAAAUCAGUAAGCGGCAUUCCGCUCCCAACAGUAACUAUUUUGUUUGACUACAACUUUACCACGAGUUGUGUAUUGCUAUACAACAAUGGAACAUCUUCAAACGUGGAUGAGUGCAGCCAGUAUAUCAAACAACAGCCGCCUACAGUGCUACCUGGCACUAGCAUACAAAAAAACACCGUUACUUUUACACCUUCGCUCGAUCUGCAUGUCCAGGCAGCAGAUAAUUUGAGCGGACUGUUUGGAGCCGUGUUGGUUAAUACUGUAACUGACCCUGCUUUUGACGUAAACAAUACUCGCAAUUCUGAUUUAACAUUUGGGAUGACUAUAGUAGCGAGUGAUACAGAAUUUUCAAGCGACGAAUAUAAUGACACGCUUAUCGAAAUUGAUAAAAUUGACCCGACAUUGAGUACUUCGUUAUAUCAACAAUCAACGUAUAGUCUUUCUUACCAACAAGUUCAUAUUCUGGCUUACAAUCGGAAUGAGAGACAUAUAAUCAAGCCGAACGCGCUUGCUACUAUCGGUAUGCCAUCUGGUCUUAUUCGUGUACCUUAUAUCACUACUUCAUUAGAAACCGGACCAUUGUCAUAUCAUCCAAAUACAUUAAGUUCUGACCGUUACGGGGGAAUUAUCAUAAAAGCUAGUAGCUUUGUUGUCAGAACUGAAGUAGAGUUCAGAUCACAUACAGUGCUUAGCUUAAUCGGUUUACUCGGUGGUGCAUGGGGCCUUUCU
This is a messenger RNA of Paraglomus occultum, 819 nucleotides long. The record is from the annotation of a GenBank genome assembly. NCBI's taxonomy places the organism in Eukaryota, Fungi, Glomeromycota, Glomeromycetes, Paraglomerales, Paraglomeraceae.